CUGCAGCGGUGGCACCUACCAUGUCCCCCCCGAAGUAGGUGUCACCACGGCUCGGGGUGGGGACAGGCACAGUGCCUGUGGGUCACUCACUGUGCUUCCUGGAGGUGGGGACACCAGAGCGCUGCGUGGGGCAGAGGGUGACGGUGGCACAGCGGCCAUGGAGCAGCCCCGGCGCAUCACCGACUCCUUCCCGCGGCGGCGGCGGCGAGCCCUGGGCAGGUCCAAGGCCAAGCGCUGUCCCCAGGCCCGGCGCCGCGCUCCCCCGCCCGCCGAGGCGCCCCCGACGCCCGCCCCGGACCAGGCGCUCCUGGAGAUGCUGCGGGGCUUCGACCUCGCUUGGGAAUACGGGCCAUGCACCGGUAUCACCCGCCUGCAGCGCUGGGAGCGGGCGCAGGCGCUGGGGCUGAACCCCCCCAAACACGUGCGUGACGUCCUCCUGGAGCACAGGGACAACCCCGAUGUCACCUACAGCCUGUGGUACCAGUACGAGCUCUGAGCUGCUUCACCCCACGCCGGAGGGAGGAAAAAGGGGGGACAUUGUGCCCGUUGCCCCCCAGGCCUGUCCGCAGCUGUGCCGUGUCCUGGGGGAGCAUUGGGCGGAUUAAAGGCUGGUGUGAGUGAAGGUGGGGGCCUGCCGCCUGCUGUCUGGGAGGUACCCGGCACGGGGGGUGAAGCUCUGAUGUAGGGGAAGGGCAGGGGCUUGUAUCUCCUCCUCCAAGAGAAAGCCAGGCAGGUUUUCCAGUUACAGAGAGUUUAAUGCCAUCCCUGGGGGCUUUGCCACCCCACAGUGUCCCCACACAAUGCCCUCUGCCCCAUUUUGGGACCAUGGGGGGGCCAGAGGGGGACAGCGGGGAGUCCAGGUGUCCCUGUGCCCAUGUGUGUCCUUAACUGUCUGCACGAUGACACCCUCACGGGUGGCACAAAGUGCAGCACUUGUCCUCCAUCGUCCCCACCAGUGACACACAGACACACGUCACCGUGAGUUUCAGGAGGGAUUUCUCUGCUUCUCCAAAUCCGUGGGGAGAAGGAAAACGGGCUGAUUUUGCUGCUUUCCUCUUCCAUACAUGGACUGUGUCACCCUGGCAGGCACCCGAUGCCCCCCGUGCCUUGGGAGAAAAGGGGUGGGUGGACAUGAGCAAAGUUCCUUGGUAGCCACACGAGGAAUCCCAUAUAAAGCUGAGGUUACCUGGUAGUAAGAGCAAAAACAUUGAGUUUGAGUAUGGACAAAACAAAACUGCGACCCGUGGAGAAAAAGGAAUUAGGAGCAGGUUAUUUGGGCGGAGAAAGGAAGGUGGAAAAGUAGCAAAAAGGGCCCAGAAAUGGAAAAAAUUGAGAAUAAAGUAGAAAAUUGGGUAAACGUAAGCACAGGGGGGAUUUUCUGAUAUUCGGGUGCAGAUGGCUGCGGAUUGUAGUGCCAGGUCUGGCAGGCACAGCCCCGGGCUGUGGGGACUCCAACGGGACCUUCCUCCCAGUGGCGGUGGGGAGAGUGACAGAGCUGCCGUUCCACAGCAGUCCUGUGGGAUUCGUAAGAUUAAUAGCCCUAAUUAGUAGCUUUGCUGUGUUCAGAAUCAUUUAAUCAGGAGUUACUAAUAGCACGUGUUUGUUAAUUAUUUAGGUUAUUGAUUUAUUUGCUCUCUAGCAGUGCGUUGCUUCAUCGAUAAAAUAAAUCGGUUCUAUCCCAAGCCUGCAA
Columba livia (rock pigeon) is the source of this 1690-nucleotide messenger RNA. It is a transcript of the gene POLD4, whose product is annotated as DNA polymerase delta 4, accessory subunit. Gene Ontology annotation, biological process: DNA synthesis involved in DNA repair; DNA-templated DNA replication. NCBI's taxonomy places the organism in Eukaryota, Metazoa, Chordata, Aves, Columbiformes, Columbidae. Gene Ontology annotation, molecular function: DNA-directed DNA polymerase activity. The record is from RefSeq and is a predicted model, not a curated record. Bases 158 to 496 code for a protein of 112 amino acids. Gene Ontology annotation, cellular component: delta DNA polymerase complex. The transcript is spliced from 4 exons.